AUGCCCGAGUUUGGGAUGAGCGAUUCGUCGUACUUUGACGCUCCAGACUCACGUCUGGAGCACGCGACUUUUCCCCAUCUCACUGGUGUUGAGUGGGAUGCCCUAAAUCGCCUCGCGGCGAUAUCUGGAGAGGCAUUCGCUGUGUCGCUGAUGAGAUCAGCGACUCCUGAUGGACAGCGUCUCGCCAUACACGACUACAUGGCUCGCGAGCUCGCCGAAUACCAUUGGCGAGAUUUAACUCCCUCGCGGACUUCACGGAACGAUGCCGUGAAGAUGGAGACCUCCGCCUAUUCUGGCGAAGGAAAAGAACGCUUGUCGUUGUCUCGUUGGUUUCGAGAGGUCGACAUCGCUAUCGCCUCGAGACUUCUCGAGGCUCCUUAA
This is a messenger RNA of Peronospora matthiolae, 381 nucleotides long. The record is from the annotation of a GenBank genome assembly. NCBI's taxonomy places the organism in Eukaryota, Oomycota, Peronosporomycetes, Peronosporales, Peronosporaceae.